Manis javanica (Malayan pangolin) is the source of this 4067-nucleotide messenger RNA. The record is from RefSeq and is a predicted model, not a curated record. NCBI's taxonomy places the organism in Eukaryota, Metazoa, Chordata, Mammalia, Pholidota, Manidae.
UCCCGUCGCAGCCGCUGCUACCGCCGCCGCUGCUACCGCCACCGCCGCCGGAACGGGCGGCCUCGAACGGCCCGGUCUGGAGCCCGCGCGCGCUGCGCCGUCCGGCUCGGGGUGGGGCACAGCACUCGCGCCCUGACGCUUGGGCGGAGGGCCCCCUUGGCUUUCUUGAGGUCUGGUGGUCCCGGGGCUCCUUCCUCACAGCCCCGGACUGAGUCCCCUCCAGUCGGAGACCCUCUAAAGUCCACUAAGGAGGAGUGAACACCUGCCGCUGUUAUCUCCCUAAAACAGGAUCAUCUCUACGCCGUCUCCUCACACCCACGCAGACCGCAGAGCUUCACGAUCCUGAUUUGCCCUCUUUUCCAAAUCUAGAACCUUCUGACCUUCGCUAGUUCCUACUGGCUCCUGCCCCUUGCCUGGUCCACCCUCGCGGACAGCUAUCCCUGCGGGCCCCUUCCUGACCACCCUCCUCUCUUCCCUGCUCCCCACCCUCAGCCCCUUCCCCUCGAUCCCCUCGUCAUCUCUUGGAACCCUGCCUAACCAGGGGACAGUGGGUACCUCCUACCCAGGAUGUGAGCCCCUUUUAGCCUGUAAUGCUGUGGCUGGCCUUUGGCCCCUUCCAUGCCAUGGAGAACCAGAUGCUGGUGAUUCGCAUCAAGAUUCCAAAUAGUGGUGCGGUGGACUGGACAGUGCACUCCGGGCCGCAGUUACUCUUCAGGGAUGUGCUGGAUGUGAUAGGCCAGGUUCUGCCCGAAGCAACAACCACGGCAUUUGAAUAUGAAGAUGAAGAUGGUGAUCGAAUUACAGUGAGAAGUGAUGAAGAAAUGAAGGCAAUGCUGUCAUAUUAUUAUUCCACAGUAAUGGAACAGCAAGUAAAUGGACAGUUAAUAGAGCCUCUGCAGAUAUUUCCAAGAGCCUGCAAGCCUCCUGGGGAACGGAACAUACAUGGCCUGAAGGUGAACACCCGGGCUGGACCCUCUCAACACGGCAGCCCAGCAGUCUCUGAUUCACUUCCAAGCACUAGCUUAAAGAAGUCUUCUGCUGAACUGAAAAAAAUAUUAGCCAAUGGCCAGAUGAAUGAACAAGACAUACGGUAUCGAGACACACUUGGUCAUGGCAAUGGAGGCACAGUCUACAAAGCCUAUCAUGUCCCGAGUGGGAAAAUAUUAGCUGUAAAGGUCAUACUACUAGAUAUCACACUGGAACUUCAGAAGCAAAUUAUGUCUGAAUUGGAAAUUCUUUACAAGUGUGAUUCAUCAUAUAUCAUAGGGUUUUAUGGUGCAUUUUUUGUAGAAAACAGGAUUUCAAUAUGUACAGAAUUCAUGGAUGAAAAGCGUGUUAGUGUUUCUUUGUCUUUCAUGACCUUGAUAUUUUUAGAGGCCUGCCCCAGCACUUUGAGUAUAGAUUUUUCCCUUGGCCUGAACACCUUCUCUUCUUUACGUCAGUUGAAUCUUUUACUCAGGGCCCAGCACUUUGGUAAAUCCUUCCUGACUACCGCGGGAAAAGUUGUUAAAGGCCUUACCUAUUUGUGGAGUUUAAAGAUUUUACACAGAGAUGUGAAGCCUUCCAAUAUGCUAGUAAACACGAGAGGACAGGUCAAGCUGUGUGACUUUGGAGUUAGCACGCAGCUGGUGAAUUCUAUAGCCAAGACGUAUGUUGGAACAAAUGCUUAUAUGGCACCUGAAAGAAUUUCAGGGGAGCAAUAUGGAAUCCAUUCUGAUGUCUGGAGCUUAGGAAUCUCUUUCAUGGAGCUUGCUCUUGGGAGGUUUCCAUAUCCUCAGAUUCAGAAAAACCAGGGAUCUUUAAUGCCUCUCCAGCUUCUGCAGUGCAUUGUUGAUGAGGAUUCGCCUGUCCUUCCGGUUGGAGAGUUCUCCGAGCCAUUUGUACAUUUCAUCACUCAGUGCAUGAGAAAACAGCCAAAAGAGAGGCCAGCACCUGAAGAAUUGAUGGGCCACCCGUUCAUCGUGCAGUUCAAUGACGGAAACGCCACUGUGGUGUCCAUGUGGGUGUGCAGGGCGCUGGAGGAGAGGCGGAGCCAGCAGGGUACCCCGUGAGGCCUCGGGGCACUGACGGCCCAGGACUGGUCACCAAGGGGAAACCCACCUGUUGUACCCCCUUUCCGUUUGCUGUCUGCGCCAGAAGAGCUUUGCUGGGCCCAGGCUGCCCUGCUCUCAGCUGCCACCCUGCCAGCAGAUGGCCUUGCCUAGGGCGGCCUCUGGGGCGGCCAGCCCCUGCUGGGGCAUGCCCUCCCCCACUCUGAUCUGGACACACUGACUGAGGGUGGGUGGAGGGGUGGGACAUCAACAAUGGAGGCUCCCGCAUCACUGAUGAGAAUAAAAGUAGUACUGCUUUGUGGCCCCCAUGCCCUGAGGGUUGUAUUGUGCAGGUAGUCCAUUACCCACCUGAGGCCGGGGCAGGGCGGGAGCCCCACCUUUGCAAGGAUGUGUGGCAGUGCCAACCCCCUGUGCCCAGAGCUGCCUUUCCCCAGGUGCCUGCAAACGGCCCAAGUGCCCCCCGACAUUCUGUGACAAGGCCUGCAGCCCAGCCCAUUUGAUAAAUGAAAAAUGAAGGCAUGGAGGUCCCUGAACCAAGUCCAAGAGCCAGGACCUGGGACUCCCUUCUUGGGCUUCUUGCUGGACUGGGGUUUGUCCCACACUUGAGGGCCGGGCUGUCCCAACAGCAACACCAGCUCCGACAGUGAUGUGACCAGGGUCGGUGGGAGCCGGGAGCAGGAGACCAGGAGCUGGUGAAAGAGCCCCGGGCCACUCUGAGAGGCCCUUCCUCUUCCUCGCACCCCCCGCGGCUCCUCUGCAGCAGGCCACCCCACACCAGCCUUGACCCCAAAGCUCACUCACCUCAGGCUGCCCACAGCCUCAUCUCAGGUAACCCUCUCAGUCACCCACCAGGUAAGUGUGGUAACCCCCGUUUUACAGCCAAGGCACUGAGAGAGGCUCAGGUUUCCACUUGGAGAUCUGAGUACUCCUGCCACAUCCGAAAGCAAUACUGAUGCCAUGCGCACACCCAGCACCUCCUCCACCACUUCCCCAGCCCAGUAAAUGGCAUCUCUGUCCUCCCAGUGCCCAAGCUGAGAUGCCGGGACUCAGCCUUGCUCCUGUCUUUCACACCCCACAUCCAGCCCACCUGGGUGUCUCCUGUAGUCUUUGCCUUCAAAAUGCAUGGAUUCCACCACUUCCCAUCUUCCUCCGGGGCCCUACUCCUGGGCCCCGGGCAACAGCCUCCCACCAGGCUCCUGCUCCCUCCCUGCCCCCUGCAGUCUACACCCCACAUACUGCUAAAGGGAGCCGGUGAAACAAGGCAGAUCAUGGCCUGCCCCUGUUGACUCCUCGGCUCCCAGCCAUUCCGACCCAGCAAUGGCCUGUGUGACCCUGCCAUCUGCCCCCUUUAUCUCUGACCUCAACUCCCACCACCCCCAACUCUCACUCUCCUCCAGCACCGUGGCCUCCUCACUGAUGCUUGAACAGAGUGCCACCCACUCGGGCACAGAGACAUCUGGCUGCCCCCAAAGGCUCAUGCUCCCUCCAUAGUGGAUGGCUGCUGCCGGGAAGCCACCGCUCAGCCUGGCGUGACGUCUCCCGGGUCCCUUGCAUUUCAUGGGGGCCAUGUGACUAGUGCUUGUCACUGGAAUGAGAGCAGAGCUUAUGUUGCUUCCUGGCCAAGAAGCCUAAGAUGCAGAAGUGCGUUCCUCGCUGUGCCUUCAACACUCUCCUACCAAAGGCAAAUGACCACGGUGGCGGGGCUGGAAGGGCCAAGCUGCAGCACAGGGAGCCUGAAUCCUUGAAUCACCACGCGGAGGGAUGUGCUGCCCAAAGGAACAGCUGCCGUGGACUGUUAGAUGAGCCCGAACUAAACUACUUUGUUGCUGUGUCACUGGCAGCGAGUGUUAGACCAGCUAACACAGACCUUGGUUGUGGGGGUGGCAGCAGGCUUCCCCAUGUGUCCCCAUGGCUCACUUCUGCACCCUUCAGAUCUCGGUUCAAAUGGCAUCUCUGAGUCCUGAGCUGACCCCUCUUCAGAAUGACACCUGCUUCCUGGGACCCAGGUUGCCCUUC